CUUGGCCACUCACUUAGAUCUGCGCCUCAUGUGUGCCGUGGCUUCACACGUGCGGCCCCUCACUCAAAAGUCGCGUUGCCUGCGACAAUAACAUCAGCAGGUGAGGCAACACACCGCUGCCACAGAUCACACCAUGACCCUCCGAGGCGCUGCUUGUGGUCUCUGUUGCAGCCCAGGGCGAGGCGGAUCUGCCCUUCUUCCGCCUGAGUGAAUGGAAGGCGCCGAAGACGUCCCUGCCGCUUCAUCGGCAUCUGCGCAGACCGGAGUGAUGGACACGGCCGCAGUGCAGUCCACAUCCAAAGCACAGAGGAAAAGGGCGAAAAAGGUACGCCUACACACGACCAGGCACAAACACUGAUUGGCCAUGAGCAAGUAUGCUUGUGUGUGUGUGCAUCAGGCCAAGAAGCGUGGUGCUGCCCUUGAGGCGAGUCAGGAUGGUCGUGAGGCUGAUGAGGCAGCUCCACCGAUUGCGAUUGCGGCAGACACACCACCUGUGAGGAAACGCACGGACGCCGUGGCCAAGUCGUCGAAGCCUGAGAAGUCUUCACCUUUAGCCGAGCUCCUUGCAGAUGCGCCUCGCACCAGCAGCCUCCUCAACUCAUCUGAUGCCACUUGCCCAAUCAGCAUCGAAGCCAUCCUCAGCGGAACGUCCGAGCCGCUUCAUGCCGCUUUACCAACUGAGGUGGCUUCUCUGUGAUAGCGUCUGCGCAGCCAUCGAUCUUGCCACACUGCGGGAGGCGGGGAGGAAUGGGAGGCUCGAC
Vitrella brassicaformis is the source of this 761-nucleotide messenger RNA. Lineage: Eukaryota; Vitrellaceae. The record is from the annotation of a GenBank genome assembly.